Molecule: messenger RNA, 5293 nt
Organism: Mobula hypostoma (lesser devil ray)
Lineage: Eukaryota; Metazoa; Chordata; Chondrichthyes; Myliobatiformes; Myliobatidae
Gene: cdk14
Product: cyclin dependent kinase 14
Exons: 15
Coding region: 407-1816 (469 amino acids)
Biological process (GO): protein phosphorylation
Cellular component (GO): nucleus; cytosol; cytoplasm
Molecular function (GO): cyclin binding; cyclin-dependent protein serine/threonine kinase activity; ATP binding
Source: RefSeq, a predicted model, not a curated record
UUGGAGCGGUGACUUCCCUCUGCAGCUCGGGGCUGAGAGUACAUUCAGUUCCUCGCCUUCGUUCCCCCCACCCCACCCCAUCUCAUCUUCUUGCGUUUCUCUACAGCAUGAUAUACUUCAACAUCUCCUGACUGAAUGAAUGAAUUUUUCCCCAGUGUCUUGCCAAGAAAUCGAGGUGGAGGAAACUGUCGAAAUUAACUUCCAAAACGCCGAGGGGCUGUGAACACACUUCCUGUGUUUGACAGAAAGCAGAGGGGAUGGGGGCAAGCUUUCAGACUUAAGUUAAACACUUCGUCCCUCAUUUACGGUUACUUAUUAUAUGGGGUCCAAUUACUUUUUCUCUUUCGCAUUGACCAGUAUCUGCUGAGUGGCAGAAAGAGGAACGGCUCUGGGCGUUUGACCCGCGAUGUGUGAUAUGAUUUCAGACCAAUCGGCUGAGAAAAUCAGCAGAAUGAAAAAGUUGAGGAGAACUUUAUCGGAGAGUUUCAGCCGUUUGGCCUUGAAGAAGGAGGACAAUGGCUUCGAUGAGAUAUGCGUUCAAAAGAUGUCGACAAGAAAUUCUCAGGCUGUGGAUUCAGUUGUCAAACCAUUGGAUACCAUUCCUGAAGACCGAAAAGUCAGAGUACAAAGGACUCAGAGCAGUUUUGAUCCAUUUGACAAGCCAACAAGUCAAGUGAAAAGGGUCCAUUCUGAGAACAAUGCAUGUAUUAACUUCAAGAGCUCCUCUGGUGGAAAAGAGUCUCCAAAGUUGAGGCGACAUUCUAGUCCCAGUUCACCAACAAGCCCAAAAUUUGGAAAAGCUGACUCCUAUGAAAAAUUGGAAAAACUCGGUGAAGGGUCCUAUGCAACAGUAUAUAAAGGAAAAAGCAAGGUGAAUGGGAAAUUGGUAGCUCUGAAGGUGAUCAGACUGCAAGAGGAGGAAGGAACCCCUUUCACAGCAAUCAGAGAAGCUUCCUUGUUGAAAGGCUUGAAACAUGUAAACAUAGUCCUGCUUCAUGACAUCAUUCACACGAAGGAAACCUUAACUCUUGUGUUUGAAUAUGUGCAUACAGAUUUAUGUCAGUACAUGGAUAAACAUCCAGGAGGACUACACCCCGAAAAUGUGAAGCUCUUCUUGUUUCAGCUACUGCGGGGUCUCUCCUAUAUUCAUCAGCGAUACAUCUUGCACCGAGACUUAAAGCCUCAGAACUUACUCAUCAGUGAUACUGGAGAGCUGAAGCUAGCAGAUUUUGGACUUGCCCGAGCCAAGUCGGUACCCAGCCACACAUACUCCAAUGAGGUAGUUACACUAUGGUACAGGCCCCCAGACGUCCUGUUGGGCUCCACAGAAUAUUCUACUUGCCUUGACAUGUGGGGUGUGGGUUGCAUUUUUGUCGAAAUGAUUCAAGGAGUCGCUGCCUUUCCUGGAAUGAAGGAUAUCCACGAUCAAUUGGAGCGUAUAUUUUUGGUUUUGGGAACUCCAACAGAGGAAACCUGGCCUGGAGUUAGCUCUUUGCCGUACUUGAAAACAGAUCGCUUCACGCAGUACAGUUCUAAAAAACUUAGGCAAGCGUGGAAUAAACUAGAUUAUGUGGCCCAUGCUGAAGAUCUUGCCUCCAAACUUCUACAGUGCUUCCCAAAGAAAAGACUGUCAGCUUUAUCGGCACUGAAUCAUGAGUAUUUCAGUGAUCUUCCUCCGCGGCUGUGGGAACUCUCAGACAUGUCUUCUGUCUUCGUCGUGCCCACUGUGAAACUACAGGCUGAAAUAGAUGACAGUUCAAGAGUUUUUGGGAGAAGCAACAGUCAUGGUAAAGGCUUUUUGAACCACAAACAUUGAGGAGUUCUUAACCCUGGUAUCAUACAAAGGUAAUUUCAUCGCCAUUUCCAAAGAGCAGCUGAGAAUCAGAAAAGCAAAAGAACUCAAGCACCUACUCUCUUGUUGAUAGUCACAUUGGCGAAUGGCUGCUGUUGUUAGAAUAACUCUCGCCAUUUGCAUUGUGUGGGUUUAUUUGUGCUUGCGCUCUGAAUUUGACAUCUUGAAUGCUAAACCAUGACAUGCAAGAACCACCUCUUUUUUUGUAAUUUGUUUAGAGAUUCACUUAGCUGAUAAAUGAUCUGUGCUGCUUUACAGGGUCUUGUCUGUCAGUCUUUUGAUUUUCUGUGGUAGUGUAGCAUUUUUGUACAGCUCAUUCAGAUUUCACUGGCAACAUUGAAAUUCUGGAGAUUUUAUUUGAAACUAUGUUGAGCAUGCCAGGAAACCCUAUGAUGCCAGCAUUACAAAGCAAUCAACAGUGGCCUGAAAGACAAAGCAUAUGUUUUACAAAAAUAAGCAUACCUUUGUAUACAAUUGAAAUGAUAUAGCUAGUGAAGCACCGUUAACAUUUGUGACAGUGCUCCAGCUGGGAUCUUGGAAGGUACAUAGAUAAGUCCACAGAUGAUGGGGUGAACUGCAGUGUUUAAAAUAGUUUGCACUAUCAUGAGGAUCACUGGCUUAGUAUUUUUUAGAAGAAUAUAAAAACCAUGUAUAUAAUGGAAUCUCUUUCACCCCUAUGAAUUCUCAAGUUAGAUUUAUACCCAAUUCUUUGUUGUUACAGAUCCUGGAUAAGUGUUAUUACAGAAGGUCUGUACUUGGUACAAACUCUGUGAUGAAGGUACUUACAUAAAAAAGCAGAGCUAAAAUCUUUAGGCAGGUGCCAUGGGAUUCUUGAAAUACCAGAGAUGUCCUUUUAACCUUAUGGCCUCAGCCCAUCCAAUUUUUUCCUGUACUGGUUUGAGCACAGACCAGCUUCUAUCAUUAAGACAAAUUAACUAAUUGUUGUGAGAUGAUUUCUACUAAUUUUCUAUCUGGAGUAAAAUUGCACCACAUAUUCACAUCAAUAAAUAUUUUCUGUUAUAUCUUCCUACUUUUUUAAAAAUGUCUUUGUUGCUGUUCCUCAUAAUCUCCCUUGCCUGCCAUUAUGCAGGUUGCCAUUAUCAUUCACAGACCAUAGAUUACUUCUAGGUAAAAAUUUGUUUUUUUUUCAUGAUUGAUGACAUUUUAUUCCUUACUUGAGAUUAAAUAUAGUUACUUUUCCAACAUUAGUAAUGUAUUAAUUUCUAUAUAUUCCACAAUCGCUAUUUUCCUAUUGCAUCAGCCCCCGUGCCACUCCUCAGUAAACAUAUUAAUUCUUGAUGGUGCACUGGAAAUACAAGUGUGUAAUUUAAUCUGAGUAUAGAUUAUGCUUUAAACAAACAUAACCUUCAAUCAGAAGGAAUAGGUAAAAAUAAUACUUAAGGAUUCUAAAUUAUUUUAAAGUGUACUGUUACGAAUGAUUUGAAUCAUUUCAUUUAGAAAGGUUUGCUUGUAAAUGGGAUGGAUUGAGAUUUAAGAUUAAAAUUGCAAAUAGGACCAAUAUCUGUUUAUUAUCAUUUAUUAUUAAAAUUAAAAUACUGUAAAAUACAUUCCCUUUUUUCCAAGUUUCACAGCAGACAACUGUUACAGUUGUGAGAUGCAUGAAUCAGUUCUUCUUCCUGUGCUCUUUGCAACAUUAUAUUGAUUAGUCCACUAAUAAGAACAAUCAUUGAACGUUAGGUUACCACAAACUAGAAAAUAAAUGGAAGCUAUGUUAACUCUCAGUGUUAUCAGUGAUAACUUUUAAAGUUUGUAAGUGUGGUUUUGAUUGUUAUUCAAUCAGUCAAGAAUAAUUGAUCAUGCAAUGUGUCAUAUAUUUGUUAAAUUAAGGGUAAUAUAAAAAAGCUAUUAAAGACAAAGUGUGAUAACACCAUUAAUAUGAGAGUUAGUUUUAUUCAAGUAGUUUUUGAACUUUGUUUGAUAAUGGCAUAAAAUUGCAUGGAAGUCUUUCACUUCAAGAAUACUUCAAUGAGUAUUACCUCCCCUCUCUUUACGCCCAGUGUUUGUUAUUUUGAUUGGUAUUUUCUUACUUUAAUGCAAAACUGUUCAAUUAAUUUGAAUGUUAGAAGCACAUUUUAAUGUUAGGCAAUUAUAUCUGAAGAUUUUGGAAAAUGGGCACAAUAAGAAAGAUAAUUUUUUUUUUAAAAUCUGUUCAAGUUGAAUUUUUUAAGCUUGAUAUGCAGUUAUGUUUCUUCAAGAUCAUUAUCAAUGGUGAAGUAUCUGUUUAUUGUACUUGUAUGCUACAUGGCCCAUAUUCACUGUGUCAAAUGUUGACCUCUUGAUUAGGUUGUUUUAAAUAAUUUUCACAACUAACUGCAUACCGGUAAUGAGUUUUGUGCUUUGAGUUGCUAAGUUGCAUGCAGUUGUGACAUUUGAUGAUUAUGUUCUUCUUAUUUAUCAGAUUUUCUACAAAAAUGUUUGCACUGUGUUACGCUGGCUCUCCAAACACUGAAAUUCAUAAUUAUGAAUUUUAGAGAAACUUAAUAGUGCACUGAGUACUUCAAAUAUGUCAGCAUUUGUACAAGGUGAAAGCAAAAACCAGGAGUCAGUAACUUUGGAAAUAUACUAUGAAGUGAACGCAUUUAUUGUUUUUCUUUGUAAAUAUUCAUUCUCAGCUGCACAUUUUCACAAACAAGAUUUUUACUUUGGCUUUUUGUGUGGCACCAGUAGAUAUUGAUGAGCUUUGUUUGAAUCUUGUUUAAAUAGAUAAAUAAUUCUUAACUCUGUAAACAUGGUACAAAAUAAGAAUGCAUAAAUUCAUAAGCAAUCACUGUGCAGCGUGCUGAUAACCAGAGAUUAUCUGUUCAAAUUGUGGAAUCUAUAGCCUCUUAUAUUAUCCUCAAAUAUCCUGUGAAUAUUUAUGCACUUCCGUCAUUUUUUUUUGUACGUGUAUAAUGUUUGUUCCCUUCCAAGUUCUUUCAAAAGAGGAAUUAAAAUUGUUCUCUUCUGAGGACAGUUAAGUAAUUGAGGUACCAUGAUACCGUGCAAAUUGGGUUUUGUCUCCCCGCAGACAUGCAGUAUAUAGAAGAACCAUUAUAUGUAUGUAUUGAAUGCUGUACUGCCUUGUAAAUUCAUUGAAUAUUAAGGUGAUGGCAGGUAACCCAAACAUGAACCUGGAUAGUGUUGUUCCAAGUAACGGCACUUCUGUGCUUCAUGUAUUUUUUUUGUAUGAGGCAUCUAUUAAAAUCCAUCUUCUUGAUAUCGUGUUGUUUGGUACAGAAACAAAAAUAUACUUAAAAUACAAAUAAAUGACACAAACCCUGCGAAAGUCUAGAAUGUAGAAACAUGGUGUAACUGUUGCAUUAUUUGUUAAAACUUAUUAUGUAAUGUAAUGUUGCAGAUGUAUUGUUUGUCUUUCUGUAAUUGGUUUCUUGUUACAUGAAAAUAAAAUAUAGUGCAGCUAAUUAUUUUAAAUGAUUGAAA